This is a messenger RNA of Gossypium raimondii (Peruvian cotton), 1458 nucleotides long. RefSeq names its product probable choline kinase 1. Gene Ontology annotation, molecular function: choline kinase activity; ethanolamine kinase activity. The record is from RefSeq and is a predicted model, not a curated record. Bases 37 to 1263 code for a protein of 408 amino acids. The transcript is spliced from 8 exons. Gene Ontology annotation, cellular component: cytoplasm. NCBI's taxonomy places the organism in Eukaryota, Viridiplantae, Streptophyta, Magnoliopsida, Malvales, Malvaceae. Gene Ontology annotation, biological process: phosphatidylcholine biosynthetic process; phosphatidylethanolamine biosynthetic process.
UCACAGCACAAAAAAGUGAAAAAAGUAAACGACUUUAUGGUUUUCGCCUCUAUAAAUAAAAGCAUACAAUCAACCCCCAGUUUUCAUCAAGCUUUGUUUUCUUCCAAGACUUUUAGACCUCUCAUUAAGGAAAAGAAAAGUUUUGGAGUGUCUGUUUGCAACUUUCUUGGAUUUUAUCAGUCUCUUUGGUCUCUUGAAUUCUAUCUAUUGAUACACACACAAAUGGCCAUAAAGAAGAACGGGUUCAUUCCAAGCUGUGCCCCAGAGGAACUGAAGAAAGUUCUGAAAGCAGUGGCAUCCGAGUGGGGAGAUAUGAUAAAAGAUAUGGAAGAAUUUCACGUGGUUCCGUUGAAAGGAGCACUAACCAACGAGGUUUUCCAGAUAAACUGGCCGACAAAACAUGGCGAACUUCAUCAGAAAGUGUUGGUCCGGGUUUAUGGUGAAGGUGUGGAGGUGUUUUUCAAUAGGGAUGAUGAGAUUAGGACCUUUGAGUGCAUGUCCAAGCAUGGUCAAGGGCCAAGGCUUCUCGGUCGCUUUCCAGAUGGAAGAAUUGAGGAGUUCAUUCAUGCCAGGACACUCUCUGCGGCCGACCUCCGUGACCCUGAAAUAUCUUCCCUUGUAGCAGCCAAAUUAAGAGAGUUCCACAAUCUUGACAUGCCUGGUCCCAAGGAUGUACUUCUCUGGAAGCGAUUGAGGACAUGGCUUAGUCUAUCAAAGAAAUUCUGUUCCCCGGAAGCCGCAAAAGAGUUCGGCUUGGAUAUUCUCGGAGACGAAAUCAGCAUCCUAGAGAAAGAGUUAUCACAGGGCUAUCAAGAAAUCGGGUUUUGUCACAAUGAUUUGCAAUACGGUAACAUAAUGAUGGAUGAAGAAACAAGAGUAAUUACCUUAAUCGACUACGAGUAUGCAAGUUACAACCCUAUUGCUUAUGAUCUUGCAAAUCACUUUUGUGAGAUGGCAGCAAAUUAUCAUUCUGAGACACCCCAUAUUUUGGACUUUAGCAUAUGCCCUGAUAUGGAGGAGCGACGAAGAUUCAUCCGUGCAUAUAUAGCAUCUUCCGGUAAUGAACCCAGUGAUGCUGAAGUGGAGCAGCUACUUGUUGAUGCAGAGAAAUACACUCUUGCUAAUCAUCUGUUUUGGGGCUUAUGGGGAAUAAUCUCGGGUCAUGUAAACAAGAUAGAGUUUGACUAUCUGGAGUAUGCAAGGCAGAGGUUUCAGCAGUACUGGUUUAAGAAAACCCUUGCGCUUGAGUCCCUCACUCUUUAAGGCAGCCUAAGCAUGGAUCGCCGCAGGGUUAACAAGGAACAGCUAUAGGUUUACAUAGUAUUACUUAGAAUAAACCUAGCCUGUUGAUAGGGGUUGGUGAAAAAGAAUUUGUAAAUAACUGUUGUAAGGUUACUUCUGCCAUGGGUGUAUAAUCACUUUUGAAGUAAUGUCCAUUUAAUGAUUCAAAUUCUUCUA